Messenger RNA from Helobdella robusta, 642 nucleotides. RefSeq lists its product as hypothetical. Lineage: Eukaryota; Metazoa; Annelida; Clitellata; Rhynchobdellida; Glossiphoniidae. The record is from RefSeq and is a predicted model, not a curated record. The transcript has 3 exons. The coding region runs from base 1 to 642 and encodes 213 amino acids.
AUGGAUGAGGAAAAGCCUGAGAUCUACACCAGGAUUUUGAGGAGUACGAAGCGACGAAAAACAGAAAUUGACAAUGACAAUAGUGGUGAAGCUAGUCAAACUAAAGAUAAAAUAUCAAGUGGCAUGAGCAUUGUUGGGGACGACACAUCCUUCCAGAAGUUUCCACAGCUAUCCAUAAACGUAACACCACUGGCAGAAUUGCAAGACAGACUAGGCACACCGUCAUCUUCAUCGUCGAUUCGCCCUAAAUUAAUUAGGACUAAAAAAUCACUAGGAAUUGGUACCACUUCGGCGACAGCAGCUGCUGAUAUAGCAAAUUUAGGAAUAUUUGAUGAGUUGAAAGAGAACAGCUGUGAGGAGGUAAGAAUGGAAGAUUUGUACAAUAUCUAUUUAAAUAAACUCUGGCAAUCGCAGAUACCAGUCAACAAAAAGUUGGAGACGAUCUGGGAAGAUGAUGUCGAGGUAAAAAGACCAAAAAGAGCUGCUUAUAGGUUCAUCUCGUUCAAAAGUGUUGUCUCUAGGAAGAAAAAUAUGACGAGGAGGGCGAAGGCUAUCAAAAAUGGUUGGAAGGUUGUCACUCAGAAGCGAUUGCUAGAGCUAGAAGAGGAAUUGAAAAAGUUUAUGGAGACUGAUGUUUCUUGA